CCUUCCUGCCACUCCGGGUAGCAUCUGGGCCCUCAGCUCUCCCUCGUCUACUGGUCCCUACAACACCGCUGGCCCCAGGGAUCCCAGCCCAGGAGGACGAAACGCUGAGCCUAGAGACAUGAGAGUCCAUGGAGCAUUCCACCUUCUGCUCGUGUGCCUGAGCCCAGCACUGCUGCCCGCUGUGCGGAUCGGUGGGAAUGCAAAAGAAGUCCUGAACCUGGCAGAAGGUGACAGCGUGAGACUGAACUGCCCCUACAUCCUGGACCCUGAGGACUCUGGUUCUGAUGAGCUGGGCAUUGAGUGGAUGCAGGUCAACCCAGAACCCUCACGUCGGGAGAAAGUGUUCCUUAGUUACGGGGACAAGAGGGCCAACCAUGGCGACCUCCCCGAUCUGCAGCAGAGGGUCCACUUUGCAGCCCCAGAUCCCAGCCAGUACGAUGCCUCUAUCAACCUCUCGAACCUGCAGAUAUCCGACGCAGCUAUCUAUGAGUGCCGGGUGAAGAAGACCACCGUGGCCACCCGGACGGUCAUCAUCACUGUCGCAGCACGGCCUGUGGAGCCCAAGUGCUGGAUGGAGGGCCACAUGUCAUACGGCCACGACGUGGUGCUGAAGUGCUUCGUCAGUGGGGGCAGCCCGCCUUUCACCUACAAGUGGAACAGGAUCAGGUGGAGCGCCCACCCCUACCGUGCCAGUUCCUACCAGUCCCAGGACACCUUCCAGUCUGAGUUCUCCUACGACGAGUCCUUCAGCUCCAUAAGUCAAGUUUCAGGCAUGAGCCACGGUGAGCUGGUGUUGCUGCAUCUCUCCCACAAGGAUAAUGGGCUGUACCAGUGCACAGUGGCCAACCAUGCAGGCCACAGCGUAUGUGUGGUGGAGGUGAAGGUCUCAGGAGUCGCGCACAUAGGAAUAAUCAUUGGCAUAGUGCUGGGCUGUUUACUCUUGCUGGGUUGCCUGAUGUUGGGCAUCUGGGGGCUCGUCCGCUGCUGCUGCAGGGGGCCCCGCGGUGCCUUCUGCUGCCGUAGCCAGGUCCGCAGAAAUGCCUGCUGCGACUUGCCUAAUGAUAUCAGAGAGGACGACGUGGCGCCCGGGUGCAAGGCCAAAAGGCGCGGCAGCAGCGUUACCCACAUCUUGGGGUACCCGAUGCAGAAGAUCAGGCACUCUCUGAGCCUCAAAUACGCGCCUCCUCACUGCGAAGGCCCCGAGGACUUGGCCCUGGCGUCCAGCGCCGCCGCCGCCGCUCUAGACUGCAAAGCGGACCAGUCCCGGGUCUACGUCAAGGUCCAGAGUGCAGAGCCAGCCGCCUGCGCCGCCGAGGGGCCGCUGCCGUGCAAGGAUGGCCUCCUGGUGUGAGCGCGCGGCGCCCGGCUCCUGCCCGGCCAGGAGGAGGGUGCGGGCUCUUUGCCUGCACCUGGGGACGCGCUCGGGCCGGCGCCGACCUCGUCUGCCUAGGGCCGCCUGGCGGCAGGGGGCCUGGAAGAGUUUCCCUCGGGAGCUGAGUUGGGCGGCUGCGCCUCCUCCCCUAAAGGGGGAGGGGGAGGGAAUAGAGACCAUCUCGGCCCUCUCCGCAUCCCCGCGGCCCUGAGGCUCGGGCAGAGGGAGGGAGGAGGAAGUGUCCGAGAGCGCUGGAGGCCGGAGACCAGGUGUCCCCAGCCAAGGAAGAGAGACCCGGGGGCCGGGUGGGUGGGGGUCUGGACUGAACUGUGCGUGUGAGGCCUGAGCUCCGAGACGGCAGUGUUAGCACAAUAAAGAAAAUGUAAGACUCGAGACUGAGGUGACUGUGGUUCCACGGCGGGUUGGGCAUGGGGUCAGGGUGGUGGGCCCUGCUCAGGGAUGUGGGGGGGGCGUUGCUCCCUCUGUCGUCCCGCAUCAUUUCUGCACCAUUUCCCCCCUCCCCCUCCUUAGAUCGGGAACAGUUAGAGCUGGAAGGGGCUGUCUAAUCCUAUUCCUUCCCUAUGCAGAUGGGGAAACUGAGACUCCUCAGGCUUGAUUUUAAAUCCAGAAUCCCACUUUUCUCUUUUAUUCCAGAAAUCAAAAGAAAGGAAACAAGGCUACCAGCGUGAUGUCCCGGUGUGGAAUCGUGAGAAAUGUGCAGUAACACACCAUCCCUGCCGAAGUAAAUAACCUCAAGACCUGAGACAAUCAUGAACUAUAGAAACUAAUUAGGAAGGGAUGAAUUUUGAGUACUUAUCUCCUGUGUCUCAGAAGAAUUCACUUAACUGUAAAUUGAUAUAGUUUAAAUUUUAAUAAUGGCAGCAUUUAAUGAUUGGCUUGCAAAACUUAGGCAGACCACGUACGUCCCCAAGCAGGCAGAAGGCUGUAUACACAAAUGUUGCUUCAAGAGAGGGAAUCUUGGGGCUUCCCUGGUGGCGCAGUGGUUAAGAAUCUGCCUACCAAUGCAGGGGACACGGGUUCGAGCCCUGGUCAGGGAAGAUCCCACCUGCCGCGGAGCAACCAAGCCCGUGCGCCACAAUUACUGAGCCUGCGCUCUAGAGCCCACAAGCCACAACUACUGAGCCCACAAGCCACAACUACUGAGCCCACAAGCCACAACUACUGAGCCCACAUGCCACAACUACUGAAGCCUGCACACCUAGAGCCCGUGCUCUGCAACGAGAGAAGCCACUGCAAUGAGAAGCCCGCACACUGCAACGAAGAGUAGCCCCAGCUCGCUGCAACUAGAGAAAACCUGCGCGCAGCAGCAAAGACCCAACACGGCCAAAAGUAAAUAAAUAAAUAGAGAGGGAAUCUUAA
Molecule: messenger RNA, 2752 nt
Organism: Lagenorhynchus albirostris (white-beaked dolphin)
Lineage: Eukaryota; Metazoa; Chordata; Mammalia; Artiodactyla; Delphinidae
Gene: VSIG8
Product: V-set and immunoglobulin domain containing 8
Exons: 8
Coding region: 119-1351 (410 amino acids)
Cellular component (GO): intracellular anatomical structure
Source: RefSeq, a predicted model, not a curated record